This is a messenger RNA of Strongylocentrotus purpuratus (purple sea urchin), 2162 nucleotides long. Its product is annotated as beta-2 adrenergic receptor-like. The transcript has 2 exons. Gene Ontology annotation, molecular function: dopamine neurotransmitter receptor activity, coupled via Gi/Go; G protein-coupled receptor activity. NCBI's taxonomy places the organism in Eukaryota, Metazoa, Echinodermata, Echinoidea, Camarodonta, Strongylocentrotidae. The record is from RefSeq and is a predicted model, not a curated record. Bases 496 to 1635 code for a protein of 379 amino acids. Gene Ontology annotation, biological process: adenylate cyclase-activating adrenergic receptor signaling pathway. Gene Ontology annotation, cellular component: membrane.
AUUCGAAAAUUGUACGAACUACAUAAAAAGAAGACAAACUCGAAUCUCCACAGAGCUGGGCAGCUACGCUAGAUGGACCACGAUCUCGUUUCUGACUUACAUGUCAUACUUCAAAGGACUGAGACAGAUAUUUGAUCAUUUUUUAGUUAAAUUAAUGAAGGCUGCUUUUCGUUUAGACAUUGGAAGAAUCAUCGCUUUAUAUUGGUUAUGUGACCAAAACUAUUGUGUGCGAAUAUACAAAAUCAGAAUUCUUUUAGUAGACGUAUAAGGUCUAGACAUUUCACGUCGUAUUAUAUUUGUUUGUUUAGAGGCUAAAGUGUGGCGUGAGCUUCGGAUGUGUAGAAGAUUACUUUUCAAAGACCAACCGAUGUAGUAGCCAUAAGAAAGUGAUCAUACAGUUGCAAAUUAAAACGAAAAAUCCCCUUUACACCGCGCAAAGGGAUUGAAAACGAUCUUUGAGACAACGGAUUUUAUAAUUGUAUAUUCUCCAUUGCAAUGUCGAGCAUUAAUUUUCCGAUUAAUAAUGCUUUGGACGAGGAUUUGCCAGGGACAGGCAAACCCGAUGGCCCACCUCGGUUCAAUGUUCCUGACAUGCUUGGAGCGCCAUUGCAAAGUGUUGCCAGUGCCAUUUUGAUCAUUGUCUACGCCUCUCUUAUCAUCACAUCUAACAUGGUUAUGCUCGUCGCAUAUGUCAUAGAGAAACGACUUCAGACAUACAAUAAUUCCUUCAUUAUCAAUCUCAUCCUAACCGAUUUGAUGGUUGGUUUCUUGCUUAUUGUCCUUUUCGUGAGUAACUGUCACCCAGGGGUAUUCUGGUGUAAGAUAUUUCUCGGCAUCAACGACGGUGUCCUAAGUGUUUCCGUGAUCACCAUCGUCGUCAUCUGCGUUGAUCGAUACCAAGCCAUCUAUCAACCUAUCAAACAUUUCACAAGCAGGAGCAAAACCAAAGCGUAUCUCCUUAAUGCUAUCCCUUGGGUAGUGGCUUUCAUUUUCUGGCUCCCUUUUGCAUUCUUCGGGUUCGAUGCCAGCACUCCGACUGAUGGUGACCGCCUCAUCAGGAUCCUCCUGCUGUCACUUCCGGUGAUGAUGACUAUUCUACCACUUGUCAUCAUCACCGUCUUGUAUGCCAGAAUCCUAAACAAGAUACGAAACUCCCUAGGAGCGCAACAUCUAAAAGACAAGUUCGAUAUAAAGUCCAGUGGUUGUGAGGAAGGGCCAAAUACUGGGACUUCCUCGAAUGGUGGGUCUAAGUUGGUGCCGCAUCAUCAAUCCAAAGAUGAAUCCAAGAUUGCGAUGAAAAGCACGGAUGUUCAGCAGACAGGUCAGAACAAAAAGUCAAAGAGAAAGCGUGAAUACCGUGAAUCCGAUACUUCAGCUCGCAAGGCAACACGCAGCCUUUCGUUCAUCAUCAUUUCGUUCCUGGUGUCUUGGAUGCCCCACGUCAUCUUCGUCAUCGUCACCAGCUCCGAUCAGUCCAUCCUUUUGGAAAGAAAGCUCCCCGAUGUAGUGCUCGCCUUCAUCUCCACGAUUCGCUUCACCAACAGUUUCCUAAACCCGGUGAGUUACGCCGUUGCACAACCUCUCUUUCGCCGAACCGUGGCGGGGAUGAUCUGCAAUCCUAAACAGUACUGUUGAUUAAACGAUACAUCGCCUGAGAAAGAUGGCUUUUGGAUAACGGGCACAAAUCGCCCACAGAAGCUGUUCUAGAGGGGGUGGAGAACGCCCCUCCCCUUAUCCUCCUUUAUGCCGAAAAUAAAGUAAAGAACCCCAAUCACUAUUUGUAUUACUAUUAUCAUUAUUAUCGUUAUUGAUAUCAUUAUCAUUAUUAUUAUUAUGAUCAUAUUCAUCAUCAUUAUUAGUGGUAGUAUUUUUAUCAAAAGCAACAUCCACAUGUUACUUUUAGGCGAGAGGGGAUGGGGAGCUGUUAAUUGAGAGUUUACGAAGUUUUCCGCCCGGGCUGUUUGGUAUCUCUAGCCACUAAGUUCGAGUCUGAGUGCCGGUUGAUCAACACAUUAAAAAAAAAAUUGCUUCGAUCAAAAAAAGAAAGAAAAAUAACCUGUUUAAAUCGCACAAGCCCUGUCCCUUUUACCUUCCUAUCUCUAUUGCUUAACACCUCGUUUUCCAGUCGUUCUGCCCCGUCCCUCCAAAAACCCUUUCCGUAC